Messenger RNA from Vicia villosa (hairy vetch), 4131 nucleotides. RefSeq lists its product as uncharacterized. Gene Ontology annotation, molecular function: RNA-DNA hybrid ribonuclease activity; nucleic acid binding. The coding region runs from base 1 to 4131 and encodes 1376 amino acids. NCBI's taxonomy places the organism in Eukaryota, Viridiplantae, Streptophyta, Magnoliopsida, Fabales, Fabaceae. The record is from RefSeq and is a predicted model, not a curated record. The transcript has a single exon.
AUGAAGAGCCUCUUUUGGAAUGUGAGAGGCCUGGCCAAUAGCUCCUCUAGGCUUGCUCUAAAGAGAUUAAUUAGUUCUAAUAAACCAGAUUUGGUUUUUGUGGCUGAACCUUGGAUGGACUACAAUAAGCUCCCUAAGGCUUGGCUGCAUAACUUGGAUCUGAAGUUGUUUGCCCUUAAUCAGAGAGGUGACCUUUUGCCAAACCUGUGGUGUUUUUGCAAAACAAAUCUUAAUCCCGAUAUUAUUUCCGUUGACGACCAACAUGUUUCUUUUACUAUUAAACUUAACAAUACCACUCUUUGUUUCUCUGCUAUUUAUGCUUCGACGAGUUAUAUUUGUAGGAGGAGUCUGUGGCAUAAGUUGAGCAAUGUUCUUCCUAAUGUGCCUUGGUGUUUUAUCGGAGAUUUCAAUGCAAUUAUCAGCUCUGAUGAAUACCGGGGAAAUCAUUCUCCCUCCAAAAUCCCCAUGACUGACUUCUUCAAUUGGUCUAAUGAUAAUCAUUACAUUCAUCUCCCUACGGUUGGCAAUUUUCUGACUUGGUCGAAUGGUCGCAAAGGUAGGAAUUUGACUGAAAAACGGCUGGAUAGAGCCAUUUGUAAUACUGAUUUCCUGGACGCCUGCUGCACUUUGGUUUGUAGUACUCUUCCUAGAUUUAAAUCGGAUCACUUUCCUAUCUUACUUACUUUUGAGGUUGAUAAAAUUUCUUUUAAAUCCCAAUUUAAGUUUCUUAGAAUGUGGUCUUCUCAUAAUGACUGCAUUAAUAUUAUUCAAAGUUCCUGGAAUGUUAAUGUUACAGGUUGCCCGAUGUUCAUCUUGGACAGAAAGUUAAGGAUUCUUAAAAAAAACCUUAAAACUUGGAAUAACAAUGUUUUCGGUAACGUUAUAAAUAAGGUUGAGGAAGCUGAAACUAUUCUCAAGGAGAUACAGGCUGACAUCUCCAGUCAUGGUUAUGAUGAGCUUCGGCAUGCUAAUGAGAUUAAAGCUCAAAAUGACCUUGAGAUGGCGCUUAAUGUUGAGGAAGAGUUUUGGAAAGAAAAAACUAGGCUCAAUUGGCUUGUGGAUGGGGACCGUAACACUCGGUUUUUUCACCAGUAUGCUAAAAUUCGCAGGAAGAUCAAAGUCAUUUCUGCUCUUAGAAUUAGGGAAGAUCUUAUCACUGAUAAUGAUAUUUUAGAAAACCAUAUUGAAUCUCACUUUGCUAACUUGUUUAACAGUAGGGUUGUUUUGCAGGAUAAUGGUAUGAUUCAGGGCAUUAUUCCUUCUAUGGUGGAUGCCAAAACCAAUGAUCUUCUCACAUUGACUCCUUCUGCCGAAGAGAUUCACAAUGCCAUCUUCUCGCUCAAUGCGGAUUCGGCUCCGGGCCCGGAUGGUUUUGGGGCUUAUUUCUUCCAGAAAUAUUGGGAUGUUAUAAAACUUGAUGUCAUUAAUGUUGUUUGUUCAUUCUUUUUGCAGAGCUGGAUUCCUUCAAACUACAAUACGAACACUAUUGUUCUUAAUCCCAAGACCAACUCAGCCUAUUCUUUGAAUCAGUUUAGGCCUAUUGCGCUGGCGAAUUUUAAAUACAAGAUCAUCUCCAAGAUUCUCGCUGACAGGCUUUCUUCCAUCCUUCCUUCCUUAAUUUCUCCUGAACAAAAAGGAUUCAUCCAUGGUAGAAAUAUUAAGGAUUGCAUUUGCCUCACCUCGGAGGCCAUUAACCUCCUUAAUAACAGAAGCUUUAGUGGCAAUGUCGCUCUAAAGAUCGACAUCUCUAAAGCGUUCGACACGCUCAGUUGGCCGUUUAUCAUUAAAACCCUUGAGUGUUUUGGUUUCAAUGAGAAAUUUUGUAAUUGGAUUAAAGUCAUUCUUAAUUCUGCUCAUUUGUCUAUUGGCUUUAACGGCAAACUCGUCGGUUAUUUCAAAUGCUCUAAUGGCGUUAGACAAGGAGACCCCCUAUCUCCUCUCCUUUUUUGUUUAGCCGAGGAGGUCCUUAGUAGGGGGAUUAAAAAGUUGGUUAAUGAGAAUAAAAUUAAUCUCAUCAAGGCUUCUAGGAAUUAUUUUGUCCCCUCUCACACCCUUUAUGCGGACGACAUUAUGAUUUUUUGUCGAGGGGACCAUAAAUCUCUUACCGCCAUUGCUGCAUUCUUACAUGAAUAUGCUUCUUAUUCUGGCCAGUUUUGUAACUUUGCUAAAUCCCUUAUUUUUGCAGGUGGGAUGUCCACGGCUAGACAUCAAAGCUUAGCGGAUCUUCUGGGAUUCUCGACUGCCUUUCCUCCGUUCAUAUAUCUCGGGGCUCCUAUCUUCGUUGGUCGUCCGAAAGCUUCCCAUUUUCAGUUUGUGGCGGACAGAAUUCAUAUAAAGUUGGCGGCUUGGAAAGCUAGUUUGUUAUCCAUGGCGGGAAGAGUCCAAUUGGUGAAAUCCGUCAUUCACAGUAUGAUGAUUCAUUAUAUGACUGUUUAUAAUUGGCCGGCUAGCAUUAUCAAAAAUAUCGAGAAAUGGAUGCGCAAUUUCAUAUGGAGUGGUAAUUUGGAUAAGAAAAAGUUAGUCACGGUAUCUUGGAAGAUUUGCUGCAAAGAUCUUAAAGAGGGAGGAUUGGGUAUCAAAUCUCUUAGGAACUUUAACUCAGCUUCUAAUGCACUGCUCUGCUGGAAUUUCUUGAGAAACAAACAAGACUGGGCUAUGUUGUUGGCUGCCAGAGUUAGAAGAAACAACAAUUUCAUCAAUUAUUCCAUCAGCUCCUCCAUUUGGAGUAGCAUCAAAGGCUCGGUUAACACUGUGUUAGAGAACUCCCAGUGGGUUAUCGGUAACGGAAAAUCCACGUUAUUUUGGCUGGAUAAUUGGCUCGGAGACUCGUUGGUGAACAUUUUACAUAUUCCGAAGGUCUUCCACCGACACCUCACCUCAAAAAUCUGCGACUAUGUUGACAAUAACAAUUGGAGCUUUCAUGACAAUGUUUACACAGCUUUUCCCAGUCUCCUUGAGAGGAUAAAAAAGAUUAUCCAUCUUCCCCUUAUUGCGGAAGAGGACGAUUUGAUUUGGAAGGAGCUUGAUAAUGGCCAUUUAAAUCUUAAAUCUGCUUACAGGUUCUUUCAUGCCUCAACGCCGGCAGCUUCGUGGAAAACUUUUCUUUGGAGUCCGAAUGUUCCUCCCUCUCAUUCUAUGAUUGUGUGGCGCCUUAUCAAUAACAAAAUACCGACGGAUGAGAACAUGUCGAUUCGUGGUUUUGCUUUUCCCUCUAUCUGCAAUCUCUGUAAUUCGAAUCAAGAAACUUCCCAACAUUUAUUCUUUGAUUGCGUUUAUGUUCGGAAAAUCUGGGAUUGGCUUUAUGGCGUUAUUGACACUCAUUUGCAGAUCCAUUCUAUUAAGGAUUGCUAUGCUUUGAUCUCUGCCAGCAGCUCUCCUCAGGCAGGGGUGGUCCUUACGGCUUGUUUUAUUAAUGUUUUCGUGCAAGUUUGGAAAGCAAGAAACUUGGCCAGGUUUGAAAAUAAGGUCACUCAUUGGAAAACCUGUAUUACUAAUAUCAGUGCGAUGGCCAAGAUGGUUGGUAAUAAUACGAAGAAAUCCUCUAACUCUUCUAUGAUAAAUUUCUCUCUUCUCAAAAGAUUUGAUAUCAGGAUAAAUCCGACUAGAUCGAUCCGUCACAUUGACGUGUUAUGGUCUCCUCCGCCGGUGGGUUGGAUAAAAGGAAACAUUGAUGGGGUGGCUUCUGGUUCCCCCUCUAUUAGCUCUUGUGGUGGUAUAUUUAGAGACCACAUGGGUGAUCAUAUUGGGAGCUUUUGCAAUUUCUUGGGGGAAGGGAUAGCGGAGUUGGCGGAAUAUAGUGCUGUUAUGGUGGCCAUUGAGAAAGCUCAAGAUUGUGGUUGGCAGAAGCUAUGGCUUGAAUCGGAUUGCAUCAUUGUUGUUAACGCGUUUUCUAACUCUAACUUAGUGCCUUGGAUUAUCAAGUCUCGUUGGCUUAAGCGUCGGUCUUACACGCUUUCAAUAGAUUUCAUGAUCACACAUAUUUAUAGAGAAGCCAAUUUUUGUGUCGAUAUCCUGGCUAGUUUAGGUCUCAAACUUAGGAAUUUUUGUUGGUUCUCUCAUAUUGUUCCGGAUAUUCGUAGGGAUUUCUUGCUUGACAAGGAUGGUACCCCUAGACUUAGACUUCUUCACUAA